GCAUUAGUUUAUUUACCAAGUGGCAAGUCUAAAUUUUUUGACAGACUUCUUCAAGAAUGUUAAACUUCCAAUUAACUACUGAACGGGAUCGUCGUGAAGCGGCUCUAAUCGAAAAACGGAGAGCCCUAGAAGAAGAACGCAAAAAGCGGAUUUUUAAUCCUCGCCAGCGUUUAUUUGGGAUUGAUUAUGGGACUUUACAAAGACAAAUCGAAGAAAAAAGAAAAAGAGAAGCCGAACAGGCCCGCAUAGACCGAAUAUUCGACGAACAAAGAGUAAAAAAUGACGAAAUCGCUCUGGCACUAGAGAAGAAAGAAAAACAGGAACGUCUAAAACUCGAACAAGAAAUAAAUUAUUUCCGGAUGUGCUGCCAACGCCCGGAGGAUCGAAGGGAGUUCGAUCUUAACGAUCCCCACCAAAUGAAAAAAGCUAUACCCGCAAGAGCCUGCGAUGAUGAUCCUAGACUUGGACCUUCAGCGGCACAAAAGUUCGAAGGCGAAGAUUUAGCAAGUGCUGAACGAGCCAAAGUACAACGGGAUCAGGUGAAAGCGUGGCUUGACCAGCAGAUCAUGGAAAAAGAAGCAGCUGAUAAGGAGCGUAAAGCGGCGGAAGAGGCGUACAGAGAAGCAAUCAUGGCACGCGAUCAAAGAGCCCUUCAACUAGAUAAAAUGGAGAAAGAAUGCAGGAAACGACUCGAAGAGGCCUGUAUAAGAUUCAACAGAGCGCUGGCUGACGAAAGAAAAAUGGAAGAAGUGAGUAGGCUCAAACAUGAACACGAAGACGCUCUGGCCGAGAUGUAUAAUUUCAUGACGAGCGAUUUACUGACGGAAAAUCCAGAUGUCUCACAGAGUAAUCUAGGACCGCAUCGACGAAUAGGUUAUUUAUACAAAGGGAUGACAGCAGAGGAGAAACAAAAAGUGCGUGAAUACCAGUUGGCUCAAAUUCAGGAUGCAAAGAAGCAAAAAGAAUUGGAAAAAAGAAUGGACAGAGAGUAUGAAGAUUUCCUUAACGGGACACAACAAACAAUAUCGUUGAUGGACAAAGAGGAGUUAAGGAAACACAGAGAAUUCAUCAGAAGUCUGGCUGAAGACAAUAAGAAGUUGGCCGAGGAGCAAAAAUUGCGCAAAGAAUUUAUGGAAAAAGUGGUUUACACAAAUAGACCGACACAAGAAUUCUACGAUCAGUUCAAUAAAUCAACGAGAUAAUAA
This is a messenger RNA of Zophobas morio, 1205 nucleotides long. RefSeq names its product RIB43A-like with coiled-coils protein 2. NCBI's taxonomy places the organism in Eukaryota, Metazoa, Arthropoda, Insecta, Coleoptera, Tenebrionidae. The record is from RefSeq and is a predicted model, not a curated record. The transcript has 7 exons. Bases 57 to 1202 code for a protein of 381 amino acids.